ACAGAGGCGAUGGCAGCAGUGAUGCUGAGGGUGACCAUCCCUGCCACUAAUUCUUUUCCUCUGAUAGCUUGAUAUUGCCUCACCCUUUCCACGGCUGUCCACGGGUUUUCUUGACUCAAAGUGAAGCCGCGACCGACCAUAUUUUCUCAAUCGAGGAACGUAUUCUGAGUUCCACCACAAACAACUGUCCAAUACCCAACAUCCUACGAGAUUUGCGCCCUCCUCUUUUCGUCCCACGUAUUCCUGCCCAGCAUGAAGUUUCGAGGAAUCGAGGUUUGCAUAAUCUCACAAUUCGAUAUAUGCAAACUGCCCGAGUUUCACUAUCCGACUCCGCCUCAGCCAGCAGACCCUUUCCAAGUUGACAGCAACCACGAGCCCAUGAUAGCGUCUCCAUCUCCAACAGCAUCCUGUCAUGUACCUAUCUACCCAGGCAGUCAAAUCUGGUUCGAGUACAGUAUUGAUGGCCCUCACCCACCUGGAGCGGCUUACUACUUCAAACUCUUCAUCAAUGGCAAGGUGAUCACAGCAUGGGAUUGUACUGCUAAGCAUGACUUCCAUGGCAAGAUGAUGUACAACCUGGUGAACGAUGGUACAGAACCACUGACGGGCGGACUUGCUGUACGCAGACAAGCCUUGAGAUUCGGAGAUGGAUUGGAAGACCGUCAGGUUGGCGAACUAGAUGACGACUUGAUUCAAAUCAAUGUCUACCGGAUUGAACAUCGCAAACGUAUUCGCGAUUUGGUCCAGGGACUUGGCUCUGUGGACGUCAAGAGCACGACUGCUGAUGGACUGCGGUUGACCAACAGUGGCGUAGUAGAGCCAGGCUUCCGUCCAAGACGGUACAGAUACCAGCUUCUCGACCCUGUUGACAUGCCCUAUGCUGCUUUUCGAUUCUUCUGUAGACCCUACGAAUACCUUGAGAAGCACGGCAUUGUCCCAGCCGCAAGAUCGACCAGAUUGACCAGCUCAGCCUCAUCCAUCGACUCUGAGGAAACAACAACCGAAACAGAUCAGGAAUCUCGGCAGAAGACUCAGCAAGGAGGGGAAGAAGCAGCAGCAGCAGCAGCAGCAACUUCCCCAGUGGUAAAGCCAGCCAACUUAACACCGGCCAACUCUCCCGCCAGAGGUGGAGAUACAAACAUGUCCCAAGAGAAACACAUGAUACGCGUCGUCAAGUCGACUUCAAGCUCGAACAGUGUUCGACUCGCGGAUAACGAUGACGCUCUCAGCGUUAAAACAAAGGAUAGUAUUGAAGACUUGCAGUCUUCGGUCCCCCGCUCGCCCAAAUCCCCAGGGUCACCUAACAAGCUCAUGAAGAAGUCUGGAGGUGAAGCUGAGGAUACAGAACCAGAAAUACCAAAGUCCCCAACUCGGUCUCCCAGGCACACCCGUCAACGUCUCAAGAAGAAACUUACGGUCAACAUAGACGGAGCAGAUUUCGACGUUGAAAGAAAGAAGCCUCCAUUGAGUCCUUUCACGAAUGGGGGAAUGCUUCGGAAAGCAGGUCCACUCACUGCACCAGCGUCAGUCACCGAGUUUGGUCCAACUAUAGAUGAAGAAGUCAGAGCAAAAUUGAAGGCGAAAGGCCCGAUGGCUACUGCCGACGCCGAGAAAUUUGCCGACAGGACCACGAGCGUGGAGAGGGGCGGAAAGAGGUUGAUGGGCUUUUUAGGCAGAAGAACCGCGGGCGGAAAGGCUGUGUGAGUGCUGCAUUUCGAAGGGUAUGCGAGACUGCUGGUCAGUGGUUAGCGGAGCUAC
This is a messenger RNA of Exophiala viscosa, 1758 nucleotides long. RefSeq lists its product as uncharacterized. The record is from RefSeq and is a predicted model, not a curated record. NCBI's taxonomy places the organism in Eukaryota, Fungi, Ascomycota, Eurotiomycetes, Chaetothyriales, Herpotrichiellaceae. The coding region runs from base 253 to 1704 and encodes 483 amino acids. The transcript is spliced from 3 exons.